AUGGAUUCUUGGUCGUCACAGGCUGCACUAGCGAGAGAUCGGGGAGAGCGGAGGAUAACGCAGGAUGCGGAGAUUACUGCUCCACGGACACGGGCGGCGGGUGCAGAGCAGCUACCGUCCAAUGUAUGCACGUGGUUUGAUGGCUCACCCUCGCCGUCAAAGUAUCAGUUUUGCUUUCCCAGCAACCGAUCCAGCGCCAGCACUGCCCCACCGAACAGGUCUGCAUCGCCUGUUAACGCCACACCGGCGCUGCAGGAAAGCGAGUGUGGGGGAGGGACAGACGCGGUGCGAAGGGAGCUCAUUCGCUUGUAUGACAGCAAUGCGGAGCUUAGGGAGCAAGUAAGAAAUUUGCAGACGUGCUUCCGCCGUAGAAGUACAGUGCUCAUUAGUGAGUGUGAGCAGAAGUGGCGCGCAUACAGUGCAGAGUUGGGGGAGGCCCUUGGGGCGGAGCAGCUUCGAUGCAAGGAGAUGGAAAAAAACAUUGCCGCCCUGCGGGAGGAGUUAUCCGCGGCCAAACAGACAAUAGCGUGUUUCUCCAAGACUCAGGCGAGCUUCCCGAAAGAAGCAACCCGCAGCGUUAUUAAGGGGCAUCUAUUGAAGGAGAAAGAUAACUCAAGCUCAUUGGCAACCCAUACUGGGCCUCAACUUGUACGACAGGAGGAAAUGAUGACGCUGAAAACAGGAAUGCAUCUACAACAGCAUAAAGGCAAAGACGGCAACACCUGCCUCUUGGAAAGGGGAAGGGGAACAGAAAACCAUUUUUGUAGUCAAAGUUCUUCGUUGCGCUCUCAGACACCGAACCGCUCCUUCUGGACUGAUAAUGGCAUUAGGAAAAAAUCGGUGAUUACGGGGUUGCGCAGUGGUCAGCGGUACCCUACGCCACCGGCGCUGGAUACAUCUGAGCAGGCGGCAACAUUGUCGAGGAGUGCAGCGUACACACGACCACUGCCCUUGAGCAGGGCAUCUGUUCCACAGACGUUGGCGGAUAUCAGUGCAUUCGCAGCGGCAACACCACCCAGGACGGCGGCUGAGCCGUGGUAUGAUGAGGAGGAGCUGAAGGAGGUCGUGUCUCUUUCGCGGGCAUCGAGGCUAAGGUUGACAAUUUCUCCACGACGCUUCUUGUGUCAAAGUUGCAUGGGGUCGUUGUCCAAAUGA
Molecule: messenger RNA, 1155 nt
Organism: Trypanosoma rangeli
Lineage: Eukaryota; Euglenozoa; Kinetoplastea; Trypanosomatida; Trypanosomatidae
Exons: 1
Coding region: 1-1155 (384 amino acids)
Source: RefSeq, a predicted model, not a curated record